AUGCCAUCAACAACGACCAACAAAGCCAAUAGCACACGCCCAUACUACCAGGGAGAUGUAGACUUUGAUGUUCUGGCCGCUCAAGAUCCAGACUUUUCGGCGCUCUGUCAGCGAUCGAAGAACAAGCGAUGGAUUGACUUUCAGGACCCGGAGGUCGUGCAACAACUGACUCGGAGUCUACUGAAGGUAGACUUUGGCCUCAAGAUCCAGCUUCCAGAUGAUAGACUAUGCCCACCAGUACCGGUGCGAUGGAACUAUGUCCGCUGGAUUCAGGAACUGCUGGAUACUACGAGCGAGGAGUACAGUGAGACAUACGAUCAGGACCGCGAUGUGGUAGGCCUUGACAUUGGGGUAGGUGCUUCUUGCAUCUACCCUCUGCUCGCCUGCUCCUCCCGUCCGGAGUGGCGUAUGGCUGGGACAGACAUCGACCCUUACUCAUCCGAAUAUGCUCGCCGGAAUGUCGAAGCGAACGCUCUAUCCAAGCAGGUUCGGCUCGUCAUGUCUAAGUCGGAUGCUGCACUCGUCCCGGUCGAUGCCAUGAAGGUGGAGGAGCUGGACUUCCUCAUGACCAACCCUCCUUUCUACGACUCGCACGAGGACAUGCAGGAGAGCUAUGUCGGUAAGGAUGCACCUUCGUCUGCUGUCUGUACAGGCGCAGAAAAUGAAAUGAUUUGUCCCGGUGGGGAUGUCGGCUUCGUAACACGCAUCCUGGAGGAAAGCCUGCAGCUACGAGAGCGAGUGCAGUGGUAUACGGCUAUGUUGGGUAAGAUGUCGAGUCUGCAGCAGAUUGUGGCAAAGCUGAAAGAGAAUGGUAUCAGUAACUAUGCUGUGACGUGCUUGCAGGCUGGCCACCGUACGAAGCGAUGGGCAGUAGCUUGGAGUUACAGAGACUAUAGGCCCAGGAAUGAUGUGGCAAGGCACGGCGACCUGGUGCAUGCAGUACUGCCCCUUCCUACGGCGCAGAGUAUCGCAGUGCCACUCAUGAGCGCCGCUUGGGCUGGUAAUAAGGUUGAUGGUGUGCUGUCGAAGCUGGAAGUGAAGUGGAUGUGGCGAGGGCGGUCUGCAACAGGAGUGAUGGAGGCGAGGGAAAAUGUCUGGUCAAGGGCGGCUAGGCGGAAGAAGCAAUUCGAUUCACCGGAUGUGCCAGGAUCGAGGGGAUCCAAGGUGAAAGAGGAUGAGCAGGAGCCGGCGACAGUGGGCUUGGCUGUGAAGAUCUAUUGCAAGGAGGAGGUGGUCGAGCUCCGUUGGCUGAAGGGACAGGAUCAUGUGCUGUUCCAGUCGCUUUGCGGGUUGCUGAAGCGGGCUCUUACUGGACGCGACUAG
Molecule: messenger RNA, 1323 nt
Organism: Recurvomyces mirabilis
Lineage: Eukaryota; Fungi; Ascomycota; Dothideomycetes; Mycosphaerellales; Teratosphaeriaceae
Exons: 2
Coding region: 1-1323 (440 amino acids)
Biological process (GO): rRNA base methylation
Cellular component (GO): nucleus
Molecular function (GO): 23S rRNA (adenine(1618)-N(6))-methyltransferase activity
Source: RefSeq, a predicted model, not a curated record